GGUUGGCAUGGGAAAGCUACCGACGAACGUGCGCAUGCUCAUGCGCCAGACGACGCUGCCUCGCAUCUCGACGGCGACGCCCGGCGUCCAGCGCGCGUGCAUCGUUAACUUUGGCCUCUCGCUCGCGGGCGCGCCCAUGAGCUUUGUCUUUGCGCAGCGCUCCGAAGUCUUCUCGACGCUCUUCGCGCUAUCAGGCGCACUCUGCGUGCUCUCGGUGCUAGGCGCCGCCUUGGGCAUGGUCAAGACGACGCCGUCGCUCGUGCUGGCCAUGCUCUUUAGCAUCGCUGCCUGCUAUGGCGUCAUUUGCACGGGUGGGAUGGCCAUCUUGUACCUUCCCUUCGUCGCGCCCGAGCUCGCAGGCUACACGGACGGCCUCUAUGCGCAGAGCGUGCUCUUCCAGCAGACGCUCGCCGAUAAAGUGAGCCGCGAACGCGCCUACUUGAUUGCCACGGGCGUUGUCCUUCUCUGCGUCGCCGUCACGUCGGCGUACGUGGUGCGGAAGCUGCACUUUGCUCUUGGCGAAAAGCGGUCGGCCGUCACGUUUUUACAGGCCUUUGGGAUGGGCAUGAUUCCGUUCUCGUUCAUCCUCGUGGCGGGCGGUCAGUACAUCAUCUCGUCGCGCACCCUCGCGUCGUCGCCCUUUACAGGCAUCUUUACGUUUCUCUGCGGCAUCCUCGUGCUGGUGUUGGCGCUCAUGGCCUUUAUUGGCUCGGCGUUCGAGUACCGACGGCUCCUCAAUACGUUUAGCUGGUUUGCGUUCAUCCUCGCGAUCUUUCUGCUGGCGAGUGCGAUUGCGUCGCUCGCGGUCACGACCAGCAUCGAGCGCAGCAUCGUCGAAGCGUGGCCCACGAUCCGCGUCGUCUUACCACCGACGCUGCAAGCGCGGUACGACCAAGGCCAGUUUUUGCUCUUUGUGCAGCGCAACUUGCGCGGCGUCGCCUACAUGGCGAUCGUCUCGGGCGCAUUCCUCAUGCUGCAAGCGCUCUCGGCCAUCACGCUCAACGACAUCACGCACGUCGUCAAGCGCCGCCACGCCCAAGACAAGCGCUGUCAGCUCGACCCGAAUCUGCACCCCGAGUUUGUGGCCCGCCGCGACUGGCACCGCUUGUUUAAGGCCUCGAAAAAGUCGCAGCGGCUCUUCAUGCGCCUCUCGUGCGCGUUGGCGAUGCUGACGUUCCUCAUCAUCACGGUGCUCAUGACGCUCACGGUCGUCUUUGCGACGCAGUGCGCGCGGCUCAGCAGAGCGCAGAACGCAACGACUCUGCCACUCGACCCGAACGCGACCACCGUCGCGCUCUCGCAUUCGUUUAGCGCGGGCGCCCUCGUCGUGUCGCAAGGCAGCAACGGCUCGGUCGGCCACGUCACGUGCCAGCAAAAUGCCAUUAGCACAAAGUACUUGGCGACGGCGACGUUUACAAGAGUGGCGACAUCCAACAAGAAGACGAGCGCCUUUGCCGCGUCGCCCUUGAGCAGCUCGUACUUUCUCGGCGUCGACACGUCGUGUCAGCUGGCGGUGCUUGAAUUGGUGUUGCCGAAUACGACGGCCGCACCCUUGCUGCAGCUGACGUCGUCCAUGGCCGAAGUAAACAUCAACCUCCUCUCGCCCUCCGAGGACAUUUCCUCCACAAUGCUCGUUGGUAUCAAUGUGUCAACGGACCAGGCCAACGUCAACGUUGUCGGUGCAUUCCUUGGCACGCAAGCGCUGGCGAUGCGAUCGAACUCGGGCGAGCUCAAUAUCAGCACGAUCUACGUCAACGCGACGGGUGCAAGUGGCGGCCGGCAAAACACGAUGUUGGCGUCAACGCUCGGCAGUGUGUCGUUGUUCAACUCGUCGUUGACCGACAGCCCGCUCGUGAUCACCACGGACGCCAGCCCCAUCGUCGUCGCCCAAGUCACCUCGCAAGUGACGCGCGGCUACAGCUCGAUGACGCUCUCGACGCAAUCGGGCUCGCUUCUCUUAAGUGACGUCACGACCGAUCGCAUCGAACUCCAGUCCACCUCGGGGGGCAUUCAAACCGAAGCAUUGACGGCCACGGACAACGGGAUCUUCCCCGGUCGCAUCGAUGUCGUCACGAUCGGCGGCGCUGUGCGGAUGCACAAUACCGCCGUCGACGGCUACGUGCACAUCGAGUCCAACUCGGGCGACAUUUACCUGCAUCUCCAGAGCACAUCGUUCGUGGGUUUCUACUAUGCGCGGUCCGAGUUUGGCUCGAUCACGGUGCAGAAAAGCAACUUUUCUUACGAUACGGUUACCGCACUGCCAGCGCAAGACCCGAGGGAAGCCAAUGGCUUUAUCAAUUGCGGCACGAGUUGCAACUACCGAGGCGACAUUUACAUUCGCAGUCAGCACGGCAACAUCAACAUUGUGCUGGGGUGCGAGAACCCAUCGUGUACCUAGUCCGACGCCCCGUACAUUCAUAUAUAUACGUGGUAGUAGUAUGUUUAAGCGACCGG
This is a messenger RNA of Saprolegnia parasitica CBS 223.65, 2454 nucleotides long. RefSeq lists its product as hypothetical. The coding region runs from base 8 to 2398 and encodes 796 amino acids. NCBI's taxonomy places the organism in Eukaryota, Oomycota, Saprolegniomycetes, Saprolegniales, Saprolegniaceae. The record is from RefSeq and is a predicted model, not a curated record. The transcript has 16 exons.